CCUUCAGCCGAGGGAAUCUAGCCGCGACCCAAAUAAUAUCUACAGCGCCGGAAGCCUCCAUCCCCAAGGAUUUUUCCCGUGCCGCCUUGGCAGUAAACAACAACAACAACAACAAAAAAAAACAGUACUAGGAGACUUGACUGCGGCUUGGGUACGCGCCCUAAUACUAUUGGUCAGCGCCAUCACCUCACGUGACACUUGCGGUACAUACCGGAGCCGGGGCAAGAUGGUAGCUUAGCUAAUAGAGAAUAAGUGACAUCCCGUUGAACAAAAUUUUCUGUGACGAUUCAUGAUUAGAGCAUCUUUGUCUUUGUGAAGUGCGUAUAGUCUUUUGCUGGCUGCAACGAUGUUGGUCUUCAGGCAGGAAAAUGUGGAAGAACUGUAUGUAAUGGGAGAAGAACUUGGGAGUGGGCAGUUUGCCAUUGUGAAAAGAUGCAGAGAGAAGAGCACAGGAGUUGAUUAUGCUGCAAAGUUUAUUAAAAAACGGCGUCUCUCCUCCAGUCGUCGUGGUGUGAGCAUAGAGGAGAUUGAGCGGGAGGUUAGCAUCCUGCAGGCGAUCAAACACCCAAAUAUUGUUACCUUGCAUGACAUCUAUGAGAAUAAGACCGAUGUGAUUCUUAUCCUGGAGCUUGUGUCUGGGGGUGAACUUUUUGACUUCCUGGCAGAAAAAGAGUCACUUACUGAAGAAGAGGCAACACAGUUCUUGAAGCAGAUUCUGGAUGGUGUUCAUUAUCUACAUUCCAAAAAGAUAGCACACUUUGACCUCAAACCCGAAAACAUCAUGCUUUUAGACAAAAAUGUCCCUAAUCCACGCAUUAAGCUGAUUGACUUUGGAAUUGCACACAAAAUAGAUGAAGGGACAGAGUUCAAAAAUAUUUUUGGCACACCUGAGUUUGUGGCUCCAGAAAUUGUCAAUUAUGAGCCAUUGGGUCUGGAGGCAGACAUGUGGAGCAUUGGUGUUAUCACAUACAUUCUCUUGAGUGGAGCUUCACCUUUCCUGGGUGAAACAAAACAGGAGACCCUAGCCAACAUCUCAGCAGUUAACUACGAUUUUGAUGAUGAAUAUUUCAGCAACACCAGUGAACUUGCUAAGGACUUCAUUCGAAGAUUGUUGGUUAAGGAUCCCAAAAAAAGAAUGACUAUUGAGGACAGCCUGCAACACCCAUGGAUUAAGGUGAAUACCCUGAAGAGAAAUGUUCGACAAGAGGACAAUGACAAGAGAUCUGAUAGACGAUGGCUGAAAACAACACGACUGAAGGAGUACACCAUUAAAUCUCACUCCAGCAUGCCACCUAAUAACACUUAUGUCAACUUUGAGAGGUACACCAAAGUCAUGGAGGAGAUCAACUGUGCUGAGGAAAGCUUGAAGGAGCUGGAAAAGAGUAAAAAGUCUUUCCAGGAUGAUAUUGAAGCGUUGGUAUCUAUCUAUGAAGAAAAGGAAUCCUGGUACAAUGAAGAGAAUGAGAGUAUUCGUCAGGACCUGCGACAACUCCAUGACGACUUAAUGAAGACUCAGUUUAUGAAGAAGCAGACACAGGAUGACAUCAAGGCUGCUCAGCUGUCUGCCAAUUCAUUGAAGCGUCGUUUUGGGAAAAUGGAGAACCGCUACGAAGCCCUGGCAAAGCAGGUUGCAUCUGAGCUUAAAUGGGUGGAAGAACUAGUGAAAUCAUUUGAGCAGGAGAGGAUAGAGAGUAAAAGUGAACAUUUUGGGCUGUGUUAGCUCCAGUAAUUCUGAAAUUGAAACAGAACUGGAUAUUUUUAAAUGCCACUUAUUACUGAGAUGCGCUCAGGUGUAGUCUAGAAGUCAAAAUGGACUUUUUAAUUUACUGUGGCUUUGGGAUGUCAUAAGAAGAUGCUGUCUCAUUUUUUUACACAGAAUCCAUUUAGUUAGAAUUUAUGCAUGAUUUCAAACUAAGCAGCUCCUGCUUUUUGGGGUACUGUUUUUGUUGCUGUUCUUCCUUUUUCUGUCAUAAAAUAUGACAGGGAUUUCAUUUAUCAUAUGUAAUGUAGCAAAGGCCCUUGCUAAUCGGGUUGCCCAGACUGAUGAGCUUCAUGCUGCUCUUGAGUAACUGGGAACUAACGUCAGGCAGCACGAUGCCAGGGCACUUCUAUGGGCUAGACUUGUAAAGGCUCCAGGGCCAUUAGCCUAGUACCCACCUAUGAACCUAUGAGCAUGUAGUCUGACUUGAUAGUUUGCACGAGGGAAUCUAUGUGGUGAUUGUCAUUAAAGUAAUUAUUUGAAGAUAUCUUGAAAAUGUAGCAGUGAACCAUUCACAUUUGCAUAUCCUGAGUGAAGCAACUUUCUCUGUGGUUAUGUUUCAGCCUUUUGUAAGGCACAGUAAAUUUAGUUAUACAACA
Messenger RNA from Protopterus annectens (West African lungfish), 2358 nucleotides. RefSeq names its product death associated protein kinase 3 (gene DAPK3). The record is from RefSeq and is a predicted model, not a curated record. The transcript is spliced from 10 exons. NCBI's taxonomy places the organism in Eukaryota, Metazoa, Chordata, Ceratodontiformes, Protopteridae. Gene Ontology annotation, biological process: intracellular signal transduction; positive regulation of apoptotic process; protein phosphorylation. Gene Ontology annotation, molecular function: ATP binding; protein serine/threonine kinase activity. Gene Ontology annotation, cellular component: cytoplasm; nucleus. The coding region runs from base 347 to 1720 and encodes 457 amino acids.